This is a messenger RNA of Manduca sexta (tobacco hornworm), 967 nucleotides long. RefSeq lists its product as uncharacterized. Lineage: Eukaryota; Metazoa; Arthropoda; Insecta; Lepidoptera; Sphingidae. The record is from RefSeq and is a predicted model, not a curated record. The coding region runs from base 323 to 967 and encodes 214 amino acids. The transcript is spliced from 4 exons.
GGCGAGCGCUCGUGUCGCCACUCACGCGCGAACACAACGCUUUUCGCGAUUUUCCCCAUCUUGGGAAAUUAUACAGAAAAUAUUUUUUUAAUUUUCAAAACGGUCGGCCUAAGUCCGGGCCUAAUUUUAGUCUAUAUUCAAAAUUUUAUUUACAAAUUAGGAAGUGUAUUUAGACUGUAAGCGAGUGCGUCAGACUGUAGCGAUAGUAACGUCUCGACCUAAGCAACAUUGUGAUACGCAAAGAGAGAUACAGAGCGAGUUGCCGACCGGCAGUGAUGUAAAGUGAGGUCGGGUGCAGCCGCCCAGAGAGAGCCGACAGAAGAUGCAAGCGAUGAGCGCGAACGCGUCGGCGCCGCGCGCGCCGCAGCGGUCGCCGUUCGCGAUCCAGGAGCUGCUGGGGCUGUCGGAGGCGCGCGAGUCGCGAGAGACGCGCGAGGCGCGCGAGCGGUUCCUGGAGCGCGAGCCGGAGCGCGUGCUGAACCUGUCGGAGCGCGAGCCGCGUCCGUACGCGCCGCAGUUCCCGCUGCCCGCGUCCAUGGCGAGCCGGGUGGCAUACGCGGCCGCCUUCAACGCGCAGGCCGCUGUCGCCGCCGCCUUCCUGCCCGGACCGCCACUACUGCACGCGCCACCCGGGUUCCCGCAGAUCAAGUCGCCGUACAGCCCUACCUCGCAGCCGCAUCUCACAGGAAAGUGGCUGAGGGCGCCCGCGGGGAGGGAGCGCGCGGGAGGCGCGGGCGGCGGGCGGGCGGCGCGCGCGCGGGGGAGGCAUCCCUCAUGUCGUCCUCCCUCACCCCACACACCCGGCUUUGUCUCACCGACGGACCGCCUCUGCUAUGUACUGCCGCCACCGUCGGUGCUUGAACAAGAGCACAGAGCCCGCAGCCCGAGCCCGCGGCCGUACGAGUACUCUUGGUGCAACACAGACAACUGCGACUCGUAUGGAUUACUCUCCCUAAUUCCUACUUAG